CAGAAAAUAUAAUAGCAACAGUUAAGUUAAUAGCAACAUCUAUUAGCUAAUAGCUUUUAGUUGAUUUCAUCGUUUCUCUAUUAGUGUUAUUCGAUCAAGUGCUUACCCGGAUGAGUGAAUAAGUUUUUGAAACAUUAGGAAUAGUGAAAUUAAAAACCUCUCAACAAUUGGAGAUUGCUUUCUUUAUGAAGAUUGGAUUUUCAAGUGUGAUUUAUGUGAAAAAAUUAAUGUUUCAUCGAAAUAAUUAAUUUUGGUUAACCAUCGUAUCGUUACAUUCCCUUUGUACUCUUGUCUAUCUGAUUGGCGCCUUUUUGUGUAACUCUAAUAAGCUAAGAGAUUCAGUGAGCCUUAAAGCUUUAGGUUUCAAUUGGUUGCAUUAGGUUCUUGGGUUUGUUAUAAAACCUCUCUUUUUAAUUUUCAUCAUUUUAAUCAACAUAACCUUUGGCAUUUUAACAUUGUUUACCAACAUCUUCUAGUUAAUUGGGAUCAACUGUAACUGGAUUUUCUUUGCUUUAAAGGGAGAUCAGUGUUGCUUCUUUCAUUUUAACUUGGCCGGUUGAAGGCCUUACCUUUUAAUAUUUACAAUAAUCACUUUUAAGUGUUGAAGUUGGAUUGCAUGAUGUUAUCCCAAUUCAACUAUGAAUGACAAAAUGUCAACUUUAGGCUCUUUUGGUCGGGUUAAAAAGUCAAACCCACAUCGAUUUGAUAUAAAAAAGCUUGAACCAAAAGAAAGUACAUUAAUCGACUUCAGCACUCAAAAUCAAAAUGCUUCAGGAAAGCAAACAUUGGUUACUGCUUCUGAGAUCAGAGCCCAGAAGCAAGAUAACUUAGUGCCUAGUUUUACUCAUAACUCGUCUAAUGAUGUGAACCAUGUUGAAUCUUUGGAUAUCGAAAAAUUGUGUUCUCUUGAAUCAUGGAACUUACCACCUUCUAUGAUUCGCUAUUAUAGAAGUAAAGGAAUUAAUUGUUUAUUCAGAUGGCAGGUUGAAUGUCUUACUAAGCCCGGUGUUAUUGAAGGUGGAAAUUUGGUAUUUUCUGCUCCAACCUCUGCCGGUAAAACAAUUGUCUCUGACAUAUUGAUGAUGAAGAAAGUUAUAGAACACAGAAAAAAAGCGAUUGUUAUUUUACCUUUUGUGUCUGUCAGUCGAGAACGCGUAAUCGGGCUCAAAAGUAUGCUUAGAUCAACGAAGAUCCGUGUUGGAGGUUUUAUGGGGAAUCAACAUACACCUGGAGGUUUAGCUGCUUGCUCAAUUGCUGUUUGUACAAUCGAAAAGGCCAACAACUUUAUUAAUAAAUUGAUUGAGGAGAAUAAUAUAGAAAUCAUUGGAUCAGUCAUUGUUGACGAACUUCAUAUGCUUGGUGAUUCUAGUCGAGGAUUUUAUUUAGAACUUUUACUUGCUAAAUUAUUAUAUCUAUCAAGAAAGAAAAAUAAACAUAUCCAGAUUGUUGGCAUGAGUGCCACAGUACCCAACUUAAAUGACAUAGCAACAUGGUUAGAUGCAAAGUUAUAUAUUACAAACUUCCGUCCGAUUCCAUUGGUAGAAAAAGUUCAAUUUGGUGAUAAAAUUUAUGUUGCACCAGAAUUGACAGAAUCGCAUGGCCUUCCACCAACUUAUGGGUUCGAUAUGAUGGCUGACAAGAAAACAUUACGAGAUAAAUCAUUAUUCCUUGUUCUUGAAACUGUUUUAGAUGGAAAUGGUGUUUUAAUGUUCUGUCCAACUAAACUGAAGUGUGAAACUACCGCUCGUGAUUUUGCUAUGUUAUUGGCAGCAAUUAAUCGCAGUUAUGAUGAAAGUAUCAAAUCAAAAUUAUCUGAAGUUAUAAAGAAAGAUGCUGCAAUAAACUUAGUUUCGCAAUUGUCUCGUACCCAAGUUGCAGCAGAGCCAUUGUUAGCUAAAAUUGUGCCAUAUGGAGUUGCUUAUCAUCAUGCAGGAUUGUCCCAAGAAGAGAGAGAAAUAAUUGAAGAUGGAUUUCGUCGAGGGAUAAUUAAAGCACUAAUGGCAACUUCAACAUUGUCAGCUGGGGUUAAUUUACCUGCACGUCGAGUUGUCAUUGCAUCACCAAAGUUUAUGAAUAACAUGAUGGAUAUAAUGACUUAUAAACAAAUGGUUGGUAGAGCAGGAAGAAAAGGAAUCGAUGAUAGAGGAGAAAGUAUCUUAAUGUGUACUCCUGAUGAAGAGGAAAUUGGUAGAAAGUUGGUCACAUGUGCCUUAAGAGAAAUUAAUUCAAAUUUAAUGAAAAUAACUAUUUCUGCUCAAAUCGGCAAUAGUCCAUCAUCUGAAACAUUCUCCAUGACUGAAAGUCUUAAACGUGCCAUUCUCGAGGCCAUCGCUAGUGAAAUGACAAUCACUUUUGAUGACAUCAGUGACUACCUUAAUUCAACUUAUUUUGCAUCUUUAAGACCGAUGCCAUUUGAACUUGUCAAUGAAGUGCUGAACUAUCUUGUGGAUCACAAAUUUGUGCGUUUCUCUAAUAGCUCUCACUAUGAAUCAUCUAAAUUAGGAAAAGCUGUUCUGGCAUCAUCGAUUAAUCCUCAGCAAGCUCUUUAUUAUGUCCAAGAAUUGGAAAAAGCUCGAAAAGCUUUCGUGUUAAAUAGUGAUUUACACAUCUUAUUUGAAGUUACUUUACCUUUAGGUGAUAAAGAAAGAAUAGAUUGGAAAAAAUAUUACAACAUAUUUAUUGAUUUAGAUGAAGAGACUCUAAAAGUUUCUGAAAUUGUUGGUGUAAAUGCUCGUUUCAUACAGAAAAAAUCUAUAUCCUCUACUUACACAUUCGACGCAAUUACCAAGCUACACAUAAGAUUCUAUUUUGCUCUUGCUUUAGCUGAACUUGUGAAAGAAACGCCAUUAAGACAAGUAGCAGAGAAAUUUGGAAUUCCUCGCGGAGAGCUCCAAGCAGUUCAACAAAGUGCCGCAACAUUCGCUGGUAUAAUCACUAUGUUUUGCCAGAAACUAGGCUACAACAAUCUCGAAUUAAUCAUUGGGCAAUAUCAAGAUCGGCUUCAAUUCGGUAUUCAGCGCGAGUUAGUCGAUUUGAUGCGAAUAUCAACAAUAACUGUAGAUAUUGCACGAUUCCUCUAUCAAUCUGGUUAUUCAACUGUAAUUUCAUUAGCAAGAAGUGAUAUUCUUGCAAUUGAACGGCUUCUCACCAAUGCCGGCCCUUUUCGUAUGACUUCUGAAUCUACUGAAACUCAGCGUAAACUUUGGAUUGGAGGUGUGUGUCGUUAUGUUAACAACCAUGAAUUAGCUAAGCUUAUUAUCGAGGAAUCCAGAAAUAUUAUUGAAGGAGAUCUUGGCUAUAAAAUUGGCUGGGAUCAAGACGAGGAUAUGGAAAGUCAUGAUCUAAUGAUUGACGAUAAUUCACAAAAGAGUAAAAAAAGUGAUAAAAGUAAAAGUAAAUCUUUUAAGAAGAAAAAAUCCGUUUUGUCCCGUUCAAAAUCACUAAAAAUGACUAAAGCAAAAGUAAUCAAAAAUCGUUCAAUCAAGCAAUUUCAGAAAAUGAUACAGCGUGAUAAUUUACUUGCAAAUGUGAUACACAAAAAGGCAGAUAGAUCUCAAGAAAAUUGUAGUUCUACGGUUGAUGCAAAGCCUAGUUCUAGUAACACUUCUCAUGAAGAAGGUAGAACUCUUCUUUCCGUUGGAUCACCCGAAUUGUCUAAUGUAAGGUCAAGUCCAGUCCUUCAACCAAGUGACUCCGAAACUAAUGAAAAACCAAUGAAAAGAACUACAAGUCCUGUUGGUGAUUUACUUACUGAAGAAGCCAAGAUCAAGAGAAUUGACCAAGAACUGUUUAACAAUGAUCCAUCGCCUCAGCACCUUGGUCAAAUCGCUGAUGAUGUGCCAAAUAGUUCACGUAGAGCCUCCAAUGAACACUUGAAUCAGUCUUUUAAAGCACCUUAUAUUGAAGAUCUCGAUGAUACAAUCUCAAUGGAGAAAUUUUUCAUUUCUUUAGAAGCUGAUGUCAAGACGUUUUCAUUCUUUAUUGAACUUGAGCAUUAUAAAGCUCCAAUACAAGAGAUAAAUUUCAACAGAUCAAUAUCAGAACCAGAUGUCGAUGGACUGGAAUUGUCUUACAACAAACUUUUUCACCUUACCAAAGUUGCUAUAAGUUUAGAUGGACGCAAAGUUUUCAGCGUAGAAGGCAAAACGAUGUUAGCAACAUUCGCCACUAAAAUGUCUUUAUUUAUAAAAUCAUUGACUCAACCAGUGACUAUUGUUGUGUUUAAUCUUUAUUCUGCUUACAAAGUCUUCCGAAAAUGUUUUAAUCUAUCAAGACCUGAACUCCAGAAUAUUGUCUGGUGGGACUUAAAAGUAGCUAAAUGGCUAUUUGAUCCAGAAAAUGCUGAACCCAGUAGCUGCUUAGCUUUGUUUUGCUGUCAAGAGAAUGUUGUUCUACAAAAAAUUUUGCAGCGAUCUGACUCUUUCGAUGAAAUUUGCUACUCUGCCGCUAAUUCACUCAGUUUACAGGAAAUUUAUGCUGAUAAAAUUGCCUCAAUGAAUUUAACUACAUACUUUGAUCAAAUUGAAAUGAAAGUAAUCACAAUUCUAUCUGAGAUGGAAUUAACUGGAUUCGGAGUGAAUAAGAAACAAUUAAAUGCUGAAUCAAACAUCUGGGCAAUCCUUAAAGACAAAAUUCAUAGUUUGGGCCAAAAGCGAAUCGAUGGUGAAGAUUAUAAUAUUGACAGUCUUUCAGAACUAUCACAUAUACUUUAUCGAAAGCUCAAUCUUCUCUCUUAUUUAACCAGUGAAGCGCAACCACGUAGAGCUAUUAGUUCAGCUAUUGUAUCACGAAAACUACCCGAUCAUUUGAAGACGAACAAAAAAAUUUUGAAAAAACUUGCUGAAUUUGAUGUUUUUCCUAAAUAUGUUCUUUAUGAACGUCAACUUUCAUAUGUUAUUGAAUGUUCAAACAAUAUCAUUGCAGCUGUUAGACCUGAUUUAAAUGAAAAAAUAUCUCUACCGAGAGUUUCAGGAAACUGCCAACACUGGACAGUAACAGGCCGAAUACAAUUGAUUGAACCAAAUCUACUUGCUCUAUCUAAACCAUUUACGAUAGAAUUGGAUGAUGAAAAAGUCCAAGUCAACAUUCGCAAAAACUUUGAAGCCAAAGAAAAUUACUCUUUACUGUCAGCUGAUUUUAGUCAAUUAGAGCUGCGGAUAUUAGCCCAUUUUUCUAAAGAUAAAUUACUGUUGGAAGCUCUAAAUGGAGGUGAAGAUGUUUUUAAAACCAUAGCUAGUCAAUUGUACGUAAAACCUCUCCAAGAAGUAGAUGAAGGAGAGCGAUCAAAUGCUAAACGAAUUUGCUAUGGAAUUAUUUAUGGAAUGGGCUCAAGAGAAUUAGGCCAUCAAUUGGAAAUAACUGAAACUGAAGCCACCGAAUUCAAAAAAAAUUUCUUGGAUACUUACCCAAGUCUGAAAGAAUUUAUCGAUGUUUGCAAAAUUGAUUUCGAGAAAAAGGGUUUUGUUAAAACAUUAAAUGGACGAAAACGUUUUAUAAUACCUGAAGAAAAGCCUCGUUAUGCCGAAAUCAGUAAACAAGGAAGACAAGCUUUAAACACUAAAAUCCAAGGAUCAGCUGCUGAUAUAACCAAAAUGGCAAUUGUUAAAAUUGAUAAAGAACUAACCAGUCGGCAAUUGGAUGCAUCAUUGAUUCUUCAAAUUCACGAUGAGUUAAUCUUUGAAAUUGAAGAUUCACAGAUUGAUCGCUGUGCUCGUAUAAUCAAGGGUUGUAUGGAAAAGUGCGCGAAAUAUCUAACCGUUAAAAUGCCUGUAAAUAUCAAGAUUGGAAAAAAUUGGGGAAAUCUUGUCCCUAAAACCUUCGAAAAAAAGAUCCCAUCAACUUUAUCACACUCUCAUCAAACAAUCAAUUAUCUUUUGACUCGUUGUCGUUGAAUUAAACUUUAAUCAACUAUAAUAUGCAAAAAAA
Molecule: messenger RNA, 5925 nt
Organism: Tetranychus urticae (two-spotted spider mite)
Lineage: Eukaryota; Metazoa; Arthropoda; Arachnida; Trombidiformes; Tetranychidae
Product: DNA polymerase theta
Biological process (GO): double-strand break repair via alternative nonhomologous end joining; DNA-templated DNA replication
Molecular function (GO): DNA binding; DNA-directed DNA polymerase activity; ATP binding
Source: RefSeq, a predicted model, not a curated record